Symbiodinium pilosum is the source of this 356-nucleotide messenger RNA. The record is from the annotation of a GenBank genome assembly. NCBI's taxonomy places the organism in Eukaryota, Dinophyceae, Suessiales, Symbiodiniaceae.
GCUACCUGUUCAGCUCAGAGAUGGGCGUGUUGGGCUGCGUGAUUAUCGUCAUCACCCACUUGAUGAACGCCUCGCCUGGAGAUGAAGGACUCUUCCAGAGGUGGACUCCCCACACCUUCAUCCCAGUGAUCUCACAGGGAUGGGGUGGCAUCGUAGUGGGGCUCAUCGCGAAGACGUCUGGAAGUGUUAAGAAGGGCUUUGCGGUGAUGGUUGGGCUGAUCCUGUCAUGUGUGCUGAAGUGGCUGGUGGACGGUGAGUCCUUGCAUUGGUCAACUAUCGUUGCGGUUCCGGUGGUCGCCACGAGCAUCUACUUGCACGCGAAGUAUCCACCUAAAGCGCCUGCAAAGCAGGCAUGA